CUUUCCCCCUCUCCCCGAGGUAGUUUGCUGAUGUGCAGCCCGGAUCCAUCUUCUGGCAGCAUCAGCGGGACCGGGGUCGGCGGCGCGGCGGUCGGCGGGCGCGCAGCGGGGCGCGGGCCGGGCGCGGAGCGGGACGCGGGCAGCAGCCGCCGCCGCCGCCUCCUCCUCCGCGGGAAGUUUGGCUGGGCUUUGACAGAGGCGAGGGGAAGCCCUGACAGACAGGAUCUCCCGGCCUGAGUCCACCCCCUGCGCCCACCCACACACCCAGCGACUUUUCCCCGGCGAGGGGGCAGGGGGGGCAGCGGGGGCAGCGGCGCUCAUGCUCCUCACUCUGUGUCGCACCCGUCUGACCGUGGCUACCUAGGGAGCACCGUCUCUUGGAAGAGACUCCAGGUGGAGAAGGAAAAAAAUACCAACCUCUCCCAAAACCUAUGGUUUCUCCAUCCCUUACCCUCCUUUCCCAAGCCGGCGUGGACAGCAGAGCCGGCCGCCUAGUUCACCCUCGCCCUGCUCGCCACCUCUCCGCCCGAGGGAGGAUGAAGAUGCUUUGCUGGAGGAUGGCACUGUGGCUGGCCGGGUGGACUGUCUGCGGGAAGCCUUCUUCCUGCUCUGGCCUUGAUUAUGACUACACUUACGAUUUCACUGAAGAGGAUAAAACCGAGGCGAUAGAUUAUAAGGAUCCUUGCAAAGCCGCUGUCUUUUGGGGAGAUAUUGCCUUAGAUGAUGAAGACUUAAAAAUGUUUCAAAUUGACAGGACGAUUGACCUUACGCAGCACUCCAAUGAAAGACUUGGCCAUAAUACAGGUGGCUUUGGAGAGCAUGGAAUGUCAAAAAAACGCAGUGCCCUCUAUCAGCUUAUAGAGAGGAUAAGAAGAUUUGGCUCUGGUUUUGAGCAAAAUAAUACAUCUAAAGGAAGAGCUACCGUAAAAUUCUCAGGGAAAAAUGAGAAAAAUCGAUUUCCCAGAGCUGCUACAUCACGAACAGAAAGGAUAUGGCCAGGUGGUGUCAUUCCAUAUGUAAUAGGUGGAAAUUUCACUGGCACUCAGCGCGCCAUGUUCAAGCAGGCCAUGCGGCACUGGGAGAAGUACACCUGCGUCACCUUCAUCGAGCGCAGCGAUGAGGAGAGCUACAUCGUCUUCACCUACAGACCCUGUGGGUGCUGUUCUUAUGUGGGUCGAAGGGGAAAUGGUCCUCAGGCUAUAUCCAUUGGCAAGAACUGUGAUAAAUUUGGCAUAGUUGUCCAUGAAUUGGGUCAUGUGAUAGGUUUUUGGCAUGAACAUACACGACCAGACCGUGAUGACCAUGUCAGCAUCAUUAGAGAAAACAUCCAACCUGGUCAGGAAUAUAACUUUUUGAAGAUGGAGCCUGGAGAGGUGAACUCCCUUGGGGAACCAUAUGACUUUGACAGCAUUAUGCACUAUGCCAGGAACACCUUCUCAAGGGGCAUGUUUCUGGAUACCAUUCUCCCUUCCCGUGAUGACAAUGGUAUACGACCUGCCAUUGGCCAGCGUACCCGUCUAAGUAAAGGAGAUAUUGCACAGGCAAGAAAGCUGUAUAGAUGUCCAGCCUGUGGAGAAACACUGCAGGAAUCUACAGGCAACUUUUCUUCUCCUGGAUUUCCAAAUGGUUAUCCUUCCUACACACACUGCAUAUGGAGAAUCUCUGUGACCCCAGGAGAGAAGAUCGUUUUAAACUUUACCACCAUGGACCUUUACAAGAGCAGUCUCUGUUGGUACGACUAUAUUGAAGUAAGAGAUGGCUACUGGAGAAAAUCCUCUCUGCUUGGCAGGUUUUGUGGUGACAAACUGCCAGAAGUCCUCACAUCCACCGACAGCAGGAUGUGGAUUGAGUUCCGCAGCAGCAGCAACUGGGUUGGGAAAGGUUUUGCGGCAAUUUAUGAAGCUAUUUGUGGAGGUGAAAUUCACAAAAAUGAAGGCCAGAUCCAGUCUCCCAAUUAUCCUGACGACUACAGACCAAUGAAGGAAUGUGUGUGGAAAAUAACAGUGUCAGAAAACUACAAUGUAGGAUUAACCUUUCAAGCAUUUGAGAUUGAAAGACAUGACAACUGUGCAUAUGACUACUUGGAAAUCCGAGAUGGAACAAAUGAAAACAGUCCUUUAAUUGGUCACUUCUGUGGCUACGACAAGCCAGAAGACAUCAGAUCUACCUCUAAUACCCUGUGGAUGAAGUUUGUUUCUGAUGGAACUGUUAACAAAGCAGGAUUUGCAGCUAACUUUUUUAAAGAGGAGGAUGAAUGUGCCAAACCUGACAAUGGUGGCUGUGAGCAGCGCUGUGUAAAUACCCUGGGCAGCUACCAGUGCGCCUGCGAUCCUGGCUACGAACUUGGUCCUGACAAGAAGAGUUGUGAAGCUGCUUGUGGAGGACUCCUGACAAAGCUAAAUGGGACUAUAACCACACCAGGGUGGCCAAAAGAGUACCCUCCAAACAAAAACUGUGUGUGGCAGGUGGUUGCCCCAACGCAGUACCGAAUUUCGAUGAAGUUUGAGUUUUUUGAGUUAGAAGGGAAUGAGGUUUGCAAGUACGAUUAUGUGGAGAUUCGCAGUGGCCUUUCUUCUGAUUCCAAACUGCACGGUAAAUUCUGCGGUACAGAAGUGCCUGAAGUUAUCACCUCUCAGUACAACAACAUGAGAAUUGAGUUCCGAUCUGACAACACUGUCUCAAAAAAAGGCUUCAAGGCACACUUCUUCUCAGACAAGGAUGAGUGUUCAAAGGACAAUGGUGGCUGCCAGCAUGAGUGCAUCAACACGGUAGGGAGCUACGUCUGCCAGUGCCGGAAUGGAUUUGUGCUACAUGAAAACAAACAUGACUGCAAGGAAGCUGAGUGUGAGCAGAAGAUCCACAGUCCCAAUGGCAUCAUCACGAGUCCCAACUGGCCUGACAAGUAUCCCAGCAGGAAGGAGUGCACGUGGGAAAUCAGUGCCACCCCUGGACAGAGGGUCAAACUGACAUUCAAUGAAUUUGAAAUAGAACAACAUCAAGAAUGUGCUUAUGACCACUUGGAAGUGUUUGAUGGUGAAAGUGAAAAAUCGCCAAUCCUGGGACGCUUAUGUGGCAAUAAAAUACCAGAUCCUCUCAUUGCUACUGGAAACAAAAUGUUUCUCCGCUUCAUUUCUGAUGCAUCAGUUCAAAGAAAAGGCUUCCAAGCAACUCACUCUACAGAGUGUGGUGGUCGGUUGAAAGCCGAACUCAAGCCCAAGGACCUGUACUCGCACGCCCAGUUUGGUGAUAACAACUACCCGGUCCAGGCAGACUGCGACUGGCUGCUGGUGGCCGAGCGCGGCUCUCGCGUCGAGUUGAUGUUCCAGACUUUCGAGGUUGAGGAAGAGGCAGACUGUGGCUAUGAUUAUGUGGAGCUUUUUGAUGGUCAUGAUAAGACAGCAGUGAGACUUGGUCGAUUUUGUGGAUCUGGGCCACCAGAAGAAAUUUAUUCAGCAAGAGAGUAUCUUUUGCUUCACUUUCACACUGAUGAUACAAUCAACAAGAAAGGAUUUCAUAUACGAUACAGAAGUAUAAAAUAUCCAGAUAACAUGCACACCAAAAAAUAACACAAGAACCUCUAUGCCAGAAAAGAAGAGUGAGAAAGAAAGAACACACAGUGAAAAGGAAGGAAGGCGUGUCAUUUUUUUAAAAACUGAAGUUAUUAGCACAAAUGUUUAAUAUAAGUUCAGUUGAAAUGCUGACUUUUAAGACCAGAGACUGAAAUAAAUAAAAGAAUAAAAUCACCUACCCCAGUGGAAUAGUCAAGAUGAUGAUGUGCAGGCUCCAUACUUGACUGUCUCUGCAGACCUUGUGAAAGGACUUGGCAUGCAGGGAGAGUAUAAAAGCUUUUGUUUAUGGUCCAAUAUUUGCUAGAGCCGUGUGUGGAUUCAAUCAGUUUCAUUCAGGGGAAGUGACCCUGCAGACCAUUCUUCCUUCUGACAAUUGUAUGGUGUAUGGGAGGAAAAGAGGCUCUUUUAGGUCACACACUCAAAAUACUGUCUUUCUACCUAGUUGCUUUGACUUUGAAUCCUGUGUGCUGUGUGUACAAGGACUUGAAAGAAGAUAUGAAAUGGAAGGUCCUUCCUGCAUUGUUCUGUAUUUUUUACAAAUUCACCUGUCAUAUCAGGUUGUCACUGUUCUGAAACUGGAAAAUCCUACUUCUGAAACAUAACUGAUCUUAUAGAGUAUUUUGUUUUACUAAUGACUGAGAACUCUGAACUGUUACAUCAGUCAUCACUAGUGACCAAUCACCAGUUGACUGAAUUUUAAUGGUGUAAGCAUCUGAAAAUGUUUGGUUUACUGGUUAAGUAAGCUAUCUCUGAUGAUGUGCUCUUAUUUUGCACUGAACAUAGAAAGAGACUGAAAUUAAAACCUGAAUCAAAAUCUGUAUCCAUGAGAAAGAGAAAUAGUCAAGGAUCCUCUGAAAGUCCUCCUACUGAAUUUGUUUUCAGCAGUACAUUUGAAACCACUGCUAAGCUUUAUUACUUUGGACCUUUUUGUGAAUGAGCUAUUUGCCUGAUUCAGUUACUCUGAAAUGAAGCUGCAGUAGUGUCCAAAAGACAAGUUUCCCAAAGAGGUUUUUGUUAGUUUCUUUUCCUAAGAGUAAGACUAUCCAUGAUGGUGAAAAAAGGAAAACAAAACAACAGACCCAGGAUUUUUUUGAUAUGAAGUGUGAAUUCCUAUGGUGCUAUUCCAUGAACAUUAAAAAAAACAAACAAACCAAGAAGUUUUAGACUUUUGAGCCAACAGUUUGCAGAUCAUGAAUGUCUCACUAUACCUGACUGCAUCUGGAGAAGGAAGGCUUUACUGCUCCGAUGGAAAGUGGGUUGCAAUGGCAGUGCUAUUCCUGUGGAACAACUACUAUUAUUGCCUUAGAAUCCUCGCACACAAUCAGACAGAUCUUCCUGUAGAUACACUUCUAAUUUGAUAAAUAAUCUGACAACUCAAGCAUCUUAGCAUAUGCUAACAAAAGGAUCUUCAAGCAAAAGCCCCAUCUGCAGAGAGAGAUCAUCUGCUGUAAAUACAGUGACCUGCUUUUGUUGUAGAGAUAUGUUACAUUUAGAACUGAGAUAUUCUAUGUGCUUUAGGCCAAACAUGGCUCUAGUCAUAAUGUAUAUGCAUUAUGUAAGUAUUGUAUGAAUGAGUGCUCCAGGAGAGUGAGAGGUAUUGUAUGGGUGAAUAUGGAAUUGUUUCUUUAUGUGCCAAGUUCUAUCAGGACCCUGUUUGACUGUAGCAACUUUUCUUUAAAGGCUUCAUAGACAGAUAACAAGGACUUCUAGUUUGCAAGAAUCAAGUUUAAAUAAAUAUUAUGUUUCACUUACAAGAAAUAUUAUUUUGAUAACCUUUGAUGUAAGUUGCUACUCAAAUUAGCUUAGUUUUUGUUUCCUUCUAUGAACAUACAUUGGCACUAAUAAAUCUGACCUUUUUUAUAAAAAUAAAAA
Parus major (Great Tit) is the source of this 5441-nucleotide messenger RNA. It is a transcript of the gene TLL1, whose product is annotated as tolloid like 1. Gene Ontology annotation, biological process: proteolysis. Gene Ontology annotation, molecular function: zinc ion binding; metalloendopeptidase activity; calcium ion binding. Bases 432 to 3566 code for a protein of 1044 amino acids. NCBI's taxonomy places the organism in Eukaryota, Metazoa, Chordata, Aves, Passeriformes, Paridae. The record is from RefSeq and is a predicted model, not a curated record. The transcript has 21 exons.